Molecule: messenger RNA, 498 nt
Organism: Mycena citricolor
Lineage: Eukaryota; Fungi; Basidiomycota; Agaricomycetes; Agaricales; Mycenaceae
Source: the annotation of a GenBank genome assembly
CAGAAAGUCACGGUCACCGUGACAAGUGGUGCCCUCAUUAGCCGCGGCAGAACUCGUUACGACGCGUUCAUCAUGGACAGUGCUGAAUUCCACGCUGCGCCUCAUUCUCAGGUUUAUGACACGGUUCGGCUUAUUCCACAACAAAAGGUGACGUCCUACGGUAUGCUUCACCUACUCUAUAUUUCGUUCUCCCCAGCUGCUGAAUUGAGGCGCCAACGACCAGGACACAUAGCAAAACUCAUCGGAAUGCCAAACCACUCACGUCACGUUGGUCAAGCACUCAAGUUUCUGACCCCUGGUACGAACCCACCUAUCCCAUGGCACCGGGUUGUAUCCUCUUCGGGCGCGAUUUCAUCACGUGGGCCCGGGACCAACGGUGCACAGCGCCAGAGCGACGCGCUCGAGGCGGAAGGUGUCGAAGUCACUGUGACAGCGGGCGGUCAGAUGAAGGUCGACUUCAGGGAGUGCGGGUGGUUUCCUGAGCCGGGUACAAUAUGA